This is a messenger RNA of Hyaloscypha bicolor E, 1476 nucleotides long. RefSeq lists its product as uncharacterized. Gene Ontology annotation, molecular function: RNA binding. The transcript is spliced from 5 exons. Gene Ontology annotation, biological process: mRNA cis splicing, via spliceosome. NCBI's taxonomy places the organism in Eukaryota, Fungi, Ascomycota, Leotiomycetes, Helotiales, Hyaloscyphaceae. The record is from RefSeq and is a predicted model, not a curated record. Bases 1 to 1476 code for a protein of 491 amino acids. Gene Ontology annotation, cellular component: precatalytic spliceosome.
AUGUCGAAUUCUUCGAAUCCAACACCUCCGGCGAGAGGCGGUGGGCUCUCAUUAUACGCCAAUUUACUCGAUCCUGACAGUGUCACCUCAUCUGCGACCGUAUCCAAAAGACCUGUUGUCUUCAAGCCUGCGGAAUCAGCAGAUGAAGCUUCAGCUAAGAAACCCUCCAUAGAUCCUUCUGCCCUGCGAUUCCAACCUACCAAAAGACCCCAAUUGUCGCAAAAGCCAAAACCAAAGACCAACUUCCCAAAAGCCGCUCCUUUGGACAGCACAACUCUGCGAACGACUUCCCCGCAGACCGCAGCCGCUUCGAGCGUAGCAAGGCCACCCGCCAAGACUACAUUGGCAGAUUGGACAGGGGUUGAGGAUGAUGAUGUGAAUGGUUUCUAUGGCGGAGAGAAGAGACAGCGAGGUGGGAGGAAACGAAAGAGGAAGCCCAAGGAAGAGCAAGUUGCCGUACAAGACUGGGAUGAUAUCUAUGACCCAACACGACCAAACAACUAUGAGGAAUACAAGCAUAGUGACGAGAAAAUCCGGGAGGUCAGGGAAUGGAAGGAUAGACUUUAUGCACACAGGAUGGCUCGAAAGUCGGCGAGUGAUAAAGAUAGCGAUGAGGAAGACUACCGGCCAAUGAUGGGCAACUCACCUCCUCGAAAGCCUGCAGAAGACAAUAAUUCAGAUAGCUACAGCCCAGCGCUCCCAUCAGAACACGUCCCUCCUCCACCGCCUCUACCUGAAAAUCCCCCACCGCCAUCAACACCUCCAGAGCCAUUACCUGCAGGAGCAAUAUCUCGAGCACCAGUCCGAUACAACCUCCCACCACCUCCUAGCGAGAUACCAAGUUCAGAAGCAGAGUUGGAAAAAGCUCUGAACGCAGAAGAGGAGGAUGGAGAAGAAGAAUCAUCAAAUACUGAAGAAGCCCCGAGAUCACUUCGGCCAGGCCAACGAGGAUUUGCAGAACGGCUUAUGUCCAAGUAUGGAUGGAGCAAAGGAAAGGGGUUGGGAGCCGAUGGCUCUGGAAUCGUCAAUCCACUUCGGGUGCAAAUUGAGAAGCGCAAGAAGAAGUCAGAUGCUGAAGGCGGUGGAUUCCGAGAUCCAGGUGGACGAGGGAAGAUCAUUGGAGGCAAGAAGAAUGCUCCUGAGAGGGAGACAGAUGCUGGCAAGUUUGGGCCGAUGUCUGAGGUUAUCGUGCUUAGGGGCAUGGUGGAUAAUAUGGAUCUUGAUUCCGAGCUAGAGGGUGAUGGAGAUGGAGGGCUGAUGCAGGAGAUUGGUGACGAAUGUGGUGAAAAGUAUGGACGAGUGGAACGUGUCUACAUUGAUCGUCACGGAGCUGCGCCGAAAGUCUUCGUGAAGUUUACAAGCCAGCUGUCUGCUCUGAGGGCAGUCAACGCUCUCGAAGGGCGUAUUUUCAAUGGCAACACCAUCUCUGCUUUGUUCUACGACACGGAAAGAUUUGAAGGGGGCAUCUAUGAAUAG